Molecule: messenger RNA, 2517 nt
Organism: Morchella sextelata
Lineage: Eukaryota; Fungi; Ascomycota; Pezizomycetes; Pezizales; Morchellaceae
Exons: 3
Coding region: 1-2517 (838 amino acids)
Cellular component (GO): mitochondrial inner membrane
Molecular function (GO): RNA binding
Source: RefSeq, a predicted model, not a curated record
AUGUACCGGCGACUCACGCCACACCUGCGCCAGCAGUACCUGCGGCAGUCCGUCACUGCCAGUACAAAAUGCAGCCCGAUCCUCUCGCGGGCAAUCCACAUCGAGAGGCCUCGUGGAACUGGGAAGCAAUGUGAUAUUCUAAAGGGAGUGGGUACUGGGGCCGCGAGGGCGCAGUUUAACAAGUGUUCGGCGACAAAGACGUGGGUGAGGGAGACGAGUACGGUGGGGUAUAAUAAGACGGGGUAUAUUGACCUGGAGCCGGGUGAAGGGCUGUUGUUUUUCGAUAACAUCUUCCCGCUCAAGACCGCCGUAUUCGACAUCCGCUACCUCAUCACCCGCCUCGACAAAGUCUCCUUCGAGUCCCGCAUCCGCAACCACUACAUCCCCCCAUCCCUCACCUCCCCCGACUCGCCCCACAACUUCAAGAUCACCGCCAUCAUCCCGCGCAUCAAGGACGGCGGCGCCUUCGUCAAAUACACCUCUACAUCCCCCAUCGCCGUCGAAGCCGCCAUCUCCCAGCACCUCAAGGACCAGGCCAUCAAGCCCUGGUACUCCCCGUUCGCGCGCAUCAAGGCCUACGCCGUGCAGGGCAAGCCCUGGCUCGAAGACCUCCGCAUCUUCCCCACCACAAAGAUCAAGGUCGAGUUCACGGGCGGCGACGGCACCCUCUCGCAGGAGCAGCUCUAUGCGCUGUUCCGCCGCUAUGGCAAGAUCGUGGAUAUCCACCCGCAGCCGCCGGUAUCGAAGGACCUGCCGCACUACGCCACGAUACAGUACUCGAUGAUCCGCUCGGCCACGGCGGCGAGGAAUUGCUUGCAUGGGUUUGUGGCGAAGGGGACGCAGACGGCCACGGGGAAGGAGUUGGAUGUCACGUUGCGCAUACUGUAUGAGCGCACGAUGAAGGCGCACUGGAUCCGCGACUGGCUGUUCUCGCAUCCAAGGAUUGUGAUACCGAUUGUGGCGGCGAUAUUGGCGGCGGUGACGGUCGCGAUCUUUGACCCGGUGAGGACGUGGUUUAUUGAGGCCAAGAUCACACGGGCAUUGAACUUUACGGAGUCGUCGUAUUGGGUGGCGAUGAAGAAGUAUACGGUUGGGCAGCUACCGAUCGGGCGGAAGCAUGAGACGAUGAACGACCUGUGGGCGGUCUGGGAUGAGCGGAUAGAGUCUGUUAACCAGCUGCAAGCCUGGCUGCGCGAGACUGUUGAAACCUUCAUCGUAGUCCAAGGCCCCCGCGGAUCAGGAAAGAAAGACCUAGUCGUCGACACAGUCCUCAAAGGUCGUAAAAACGUACUUGUAAUUGACUGUGAGCCCAUUGACGAGGCACAUGGCGACAGUGCAACUAUCGCUGCUGCCGCAGCACAGGUGGGAUAUUGGCCGGUGUUCUCAUGGCUGAACACGAUCAGUAGUCUCCUUGAUCUUGCGGCACAGGGAACGCUGGGGGGCUCCGCGGGUUUCAGCCAGACGCUGGAAACGCAGUUUAACAAGAUCCUGCAGAACACGGGGACGGCGCUGAAGAGGAUUGCGCUGAAGGAUAAGGGCGACUCGGAGAAGGAUAUGGGGUUGAGCGAUGAUGAGUAUCUCAGCACUCACCCCGAGAAGCGGCCUGUAGUUGUCAUUGACAACUUCCUGCACAUGGAGGGGAACAGUAUCAUCUAUGAGAAACUAGCUGACUGGGCCGCCCUCCUCGUCUCCGCAAACGUAGCCCACGUAAUCUUCCUCACCAACGACACCACCUUCUCCAAAUCGCUCUCCAAGUCCCUCCCCGACCGCGUCUUCCGCUCUAUCCUCCUCGGAGACGCCGCCCCCGAAUCCGCAAAACGCUUCGUCCUAAAACACAUCAACGACGAGCUCUCAGGCGACGGCAACGAGAAGGCCCUCUCCGAGCUCGAGAGCUCUAUCCAAGCCCUCGGCGGCCGCCUAACAGACCUCGAGUCCCUCGCCCGCCGCAUCAAGACCGGCGAGUCCCCCAAGAAGGCCGUACAGGAGAUCAUCGAAACCUCGGCCGCAGAGAUCCUGAAGCUCUACUUCCUCGAGGAGGCGGGAUACCGCAAGAAGCGCACGUGGGCACCAGAGCAGGCGUGGUUCUUGGUGAAGGCGCUUGCGCAGGAGGGGGAGAUCCCGUUUAAUCAGGUUGUGAUCCACGACCUGUUCCGUUUGGAUGAGGAGCCGAUCCAGAACUUGGAGCAGGCGGAGAUGAUACAGAUUGUGAUCAACAAUGGCAGACCGUACUCGAUCAAGCCGGGGAGACCAGUAUAUCAGGCGGCGUUCCAGCGACUGCUGGAGGAUAAAGUGCUGACGGCGAAGAUGGACCUGGUGAGCUUGAAGGCGAUCGUGAAGGGGGAAGAGGUGGUCAUUGAGAAGGCCGAGAAGGAGAUGGAGGCGUUAGGGCCGUUACCAAAGCAGCCGAAGGGGAGGAUGGAGUACUUGUUGGAGAAGGUGGCGGUUGCGCAGGCGAAGGUGGCGGAAGCGGAGAAGAAGAUGGCGGGGUUGAAGAAGAUGCUGAAGACGGAUUAUUAG